GUUUUAAAGGUUGAGAUAUGUAAUCCCUACCCACCACUGAGGAUGAACAGAGCAUUCUUCAGCAGUAUGACCGUCACCAGGUUUUCUCUUGUGUUUUCUGUCUGUUUAGUGACUCUUCUUGUUUGGGGAUGUACUACAGGGAUUUGUCUGGUUAAUGACAAUGUAACCGCACAACCAGUUACGACAGCAACAACCACAGGUUAUAAUGCAACGCAAAGAAUGGAUAGAGAGGUCUCUGAGGGGGGCCAACUAUCAUUCGAUUGUGCAACAAAGUACUAUGAAUGCGACGUAUAUUGCAGCUUCUGUCAGGAUAAUUUUGGAAACCCAACAAUGGAUUGUCUUUCUCUUUUAUAUGAGCAUUGUUUGAUAAUGUUCAAAAAUGAGAUGAGCUCACUAAACACUACUGACUGGUGCGUUUGGAAUAAAGUGAGCAGCUUUUACAGCAACUUCAGCCAUUGCAGUGAGUCCAUGGCUGAGUGUCUCCUAAUCCCAUGGCCAAAUUCACUGGUCGAAAGGUUUUUCGUCAAAAUCCAUUCAAAGUUUUUCAAAGACUGCCCCACAGAGGAGUUCAGUGACCCACCACCUGCCGUAAUGUUCGCCCUGGUGAUUACUCCCAUCUGCCUGAUACCUGUUAUGGUCAGCCUGGUGGUGCUCAAGACCAAAAAUGGAGAUGGCAACUCCUGAUUGCACACUAAAUAUACAAUACCUUUUAUAAUCUCUUUUUUCCAUUCUGAAAACUACGUUAUCUUGCCAAGAUUGCUGCUAGGUCUUCUUCUCUCAAACAAUCCCACAAUCAUCUCAGUUUCUCUGAACUUAAUGGAGUUCAAACUAUGUCUGGCAAGUUAUAAACUUCUGCGCUAAUGAAAUGAUCAUUGUACUGUGGAGUAACAAGUUGUCAUUUACUGUAUUUAGACUUAAUAAGGAAGGUUUAAACUUUUCAAUGUGUGAUGAGUUGUUAUCAGCUGUGUGUGCCUUACCUGUGGUGAACAAUGAUCAGAGCUCCUCUAUAAGAAACAAGUAU
This is a messenger RNA of Cyprinodon tularosa, 1021 nucleotides long. RefSeq names its product receptor (G protein-coupled) activity modifying protein 2 (gene ramp2). Lineage: Eukaryota; Metazoa; Chordata; Actinopteri; Cyprinodontiformes; Cyprinodontidae. Gene Ontology annotation, cellular component: membrane; signaling receptor complex; cell surface. The record is from RefSeq and is a predicted model, not a curated record. Gene Ontology annotation, molecular function: coreceptor activity. The coding region runs from base 43 to 684 and encodes 213 amino acids. Gene Ontology annotation, biological process: G protein-coupled receptor signaling pathway; calcium ion transport; cellular response to hormone stimulus. The transcript has 6 exons.